AUGAAAUUAAGAACAGUACUCUGGCUGUCACUGUGCUCGAGUGGCUUUGCUAGCAGGCUACAUCCUCCGGCAGCUCUACACGACGACAACAUGGGUGCAAGAAUACUGAGGACAGCACUAAUUGAUCCGCCAACUGGUGACAGCCAGAGUUGGCCGAUGUAUACAUACGGCGCACACGACAACAUUCCUCCAUCGGACACGAUCCCAGGCACAUACGUCAAGACAACCGCAUCAGGCUGGACCGCCGGCUUCUUCCCCGACAGUAUCUGGCACAUGUACCACAGAGCGAAGCAAACACGUCCAUCUCACCGACAGGAUGCCACUUCAUCCGGUCCCACUCCAGACGAAUGGCUCACCCUCGCCCACCAAUGGACAGCGCCCCUAACCUCAAACGCCAACCUCACCACAACCCACGACCUCGGCUUCCUCGCCAAACCCUUCGAAUCCGCCCUCCGCUUCAACAACGAAACGCACUACCUCCCCAUCCUCGCUCAAAUGUCUUCCAGCCUAGCUGCUCGCUUUGUGCCCGAAGCCGGCGUGAUCCGCUCCUGGGAUAACAAGAACACCUCCUUCUCCCAGAACGCUUCACAUCAGGACUCGGUUCUAGUUACAAUCGAUAACAUGAUGAACCUCGCGCUCCUUGCCCGCUCCGCAGCGGAGUACACGGGGAAUGCGACAAUGCUGGAGAUGGCGAUCUCGCAUGCGAAUCGAACUCGAGAUCACCACUUCCGCCCCGACGGCUCGACCUUCCACGUUUGCGAUUACAGCGGCACGACUGGGGAUCUCUACCUCUGCCGCACAGCACAGGGACUGGCCGAUAACAGCACCUGGGCGCGAGGCCAGGCUUGGGGCAUUUAUGGUUUCGCGGAGAUGUAUAGUUUCGUGCAAGACCCAUCGUACCUUGCCACAGCUGUGAAGGCUGCGGACUGGUUUCUGGAUCAUCUACCUGAAGAUGGAGUACCGUUUUGGGAUUUCGAUGCGCCGCGUAUACCAGACGUGACGCCCCGGGAUAGUUCUGCCGCGAUGAUCGCGGCGAGCGGGAUGAUUCUGCUACAGGACCAGAUCGACCGUACCUCAUCGCGCGGUCCUGCCAAGGAUGGGAGGGGGGAGAGGAGGAGCAGAAGGAGGAACUACCCCGACGCAGCGAUCAAGCUCCUCCACGAUACCCUCGACCUCACGCUGGCUGGGCAGAUUGGUUAUGCCGACAUCGACAAGCAACAUCCAGCUUCGACACUAGGCGCCACCACAGAUCCCACCACACCAGCGAACACAUCCGUGUCGAGAGGCUUUGAGGCGAUCUUGAUGCAUGCCACAGCAAACAACAAUCCCAGCGCAGGGGAUGAGAGGAACUUCGAUACGGGGUUGCUGUAUGGUGAUUACUAUCUCAUUGAAGCUGGGGACAGGCUGGGCUAUAACAAAUGCAAAGAGUUCAAAUUAUCGUAG
Fulvia fulva is the source of this 1443-nucleotide messenger RNA. RefSeq names its product Unsaturated glucuronyl hydrolase. The record is from RefSeq and is a predicted model, not a curated record. The transcript has a single exon. Lineage: Eukaryota; Fungi; Ascomycota; Dothideomycetes; Mycosphaerellales; Mycosphaerellaceae. Gene Ontology annotation, biological process: polysaccharide catabolic process. Bases 1 to 1443 code for a protein of 480 amino acids. Gene Ontology annotation, molecular function: chondroitin hydrolase activity.